AUGUGUGCGUCCGGGAAGCACACUCCCAUGAGCAAGGCUCAGGUAAGUCAUGAGUUGCGGCCGGUGCAGAGUGCAUGCGUCCAGGAAGCACAACCUCAUGGGCAAGGCUCAUGUAAGUUGAGAGUAGUGGUCAGUGCAGAAUGUGUGCGUCCGGGAAGCAUGCCCUCACGAACGACACUUCCUUUCCUACACGUUUGCUACGGCCUUUCCUACGGCCUUCCCUAUGGCCUUUCCUACAGCCUUCCCUAG
Postia placenta MAD-698-R-SB12 is the source of this 249-nucleotide messenger RNA. RefSeq lists its product as hypothetical. The record is from RefSeq and is a predicted model, not a curated record. The transcript has 2 exons. Lineage: Eukaryota; Fungi; Basidiomycota; Agaricomycetes; Polyporales; Adustoporiaceae. Bases 1 to 249 code for a protein of 82 amino acids.